Camarhynchus parvulus is the source of this 2314-nucleotide messenger RNA. RefSeq names its product septin 10 (gene SEPTIN10). Gene Ontology annotation, molecular function: GTP binding; molecular adaptor activity; GTPase activity. Bases 1 to 1626 code for a protein of 541 amino acids. Gene Ontology annotation, biological process: cytoskeleton-dependent cytokinesis. Lineage: Eukaryota; Metazoa; Chordata; Aves; Passeriformes; Thraupidae. Gene Ontology annotation, cellular component: septin complex; septin ring; cell division site. The record is from RefSeq and is a predicted model, not a curated record. The transcript has 10 exons.
AUGCCCGGCAAUCUCUGCCGCGGCGGCGGCACCGCGCCGCCCUCCGGCCGGGAGGCGCCCGCCAGCAGUGCCCGCCCCGGCGGCGGAGCCCCGGCCGCAUCCCCUCCCCGCGCUCCUCCCCGCCGCGUGGUUCUCCCCUUCGGCGGCAGUUUUGGCCGCGUCCUUCUCUCCCUACUCUCCUCCCUCCUUCGCUGUCUCUCUGGCGGGGCUAUGGCCGCUUCCGAUGCCGACGAGCCUCUGCAAAAUGUUGGCUGUCGAACUUUGUCCUUGUCUGCACAUGUUGGAUUUGAUAGCUUACCUGACCAACUGAUCAGGAAAUCCAUCAAGCAUGGCUUCUGCUUCAACAUUCUUUGCAUUGGGGAAACUGGAAUUGGGAAAUCAGCCUUGGUCAGCAGUUUGUUUAACACUGAUUUUGAGGACUCUCCAUCAACACAUUUUCUGUCAAGUGUGCGACUUAGAGCCCAGACUUUUGAACUCCAGGAAAGUAAUGUUCUUUUGAAGCUGACAGUUGUAAAAACAGUGGGGUUUGGUGACCAGAUGAACAAAGCAGAUAGCUAUCAGCCAAUAGUGGAUUAUGUAGAUGCACAAUUUGAAGCCUAUCUCGAGGAAGAACUGAAAGUUAUACGUUCUUUAUUUAGCUACCAUGAUACUCGCAUCCAUGUCUGCCUCUAUUUCAUUUCACCUACAGGCCGUUCUCUAAAAACCAUAGAUUUGUUAACUAUGAGAAGCCUAGACAGUAAGGUGAACAUUAUACCAGUUAUAGGCAAAGCAGACAGCAUUUCUAAAACUGAGCUGCAAGAGUUCAAGAAGAAAAUAAUGAGUGAAUUAACUAGCAAUGGCAUCCGAAUAUACCAGUUUCCUACUGAUGAUGAAACCGUUUCUGAGAUUAAUACCAUCACAAAUGGUUAUUUGCCAUUUGCUGUGGUAGGAAGUAUGGAGAAGGUGAAAAUUGGAAACAAAAUGGUGAGAGCUCGUCAAUACCCUUGGGGCAUUGUAAAAGUGGAAAAUGAGAACCACUGUGAUACAAUAAAGCUCCGCAGGAUGCUUUGCACAAAUAUGGAAGACUUGAAGGAGAAGACUCGUGCGUAUUAUGAGUCGUACAGGCGCUGCAGGCUGGAAAAGUUGGGUUGCAGAGACAUUGGCCCUGAGAACAAACCAGUCAGUCUACAGGAAGUCAUUGAGGCAAAGAGGCUGGAGUUCUGCCUUGAAGUGGAAAGAAAAGAAGAGGAGAUAUGGCAACGAUUUGUGCAGAGAGUGAAGGAGAAAGCAGCAAUGUUGGAAGAGGCAGAGCAACAGGUACUGACUGAAUUUGAACAUCUUACGCUAAUGCAUCAAGAGGAGGAGCUGAAACUAGGGGAAGAGAAAAAACUUCUAGGAGAUGAAAAAGCUCAGUUUGUUGAGAAGAAAGCUGUCUCUGAAUCGAUUCAGUCACAAGUGUCUGUCUCUAGCCCUGUCAGUUUGAAGACACAAGGAUUGCAAAAAAAGCAAGAUUUUCAACUUGAAGUCCAGUGCUUUCAUAUCAGAGAUGAAGGAGCUAUGAAUGUUGGAGAGCAGAGCGAGAGGGAGAGUGAGAAGGAGGAGUUAGAGAGAGAAAUUCACCCAGGGAAUUUCAGUAGUAGUAUUUGAUUGCAGCACUCAGAUUUUGAAUGGUAGGGUAUGUUAGUAGUUUUAUGAAGUAGUCUAACUGCUCUUUGGCCCGUAUUAGAUGUGUCUUCCUAGUACAGGUUUUUGAGAGAAGACAUUGAAAAAAUUGGCUGUAAAAACACAAAGUGCAGAAUAUGACCCAAUAAAGAUUUCACUUUCUUCCCACCCACACACUUCUUUCUUUCACCACUCUUAAAAGAAAAACUUGAAUAAAUUGUGAAAAUUCAGAAAUACUUUCAAAAGUAGUGUCCAGAAUAACACUCUCAACUGAUUUAUAUAAAAACGUCGAAUUAAAUACUCAUAUAUUAAAUUAAAUUGACUUAAAUGUUUUUGUCCUCCAAAACCAGAAGUCAAUUAACUUGCUGAUUUUCUUUCCUGAUAAUUUACAAAUUUACUGCAGAUAACAUUUUGUUAAUUAAUAACUUCCUGCAGUUGAAAACAGAUUUCUUGGUUCUGAAUUUAUUUAUAACUGCUAUAUUCUGAAGAACUUUAGAAGCUAUGUUGGUGCACAUAUUUCCACAGAAUCAUCAAGCUUUGACAUUUUUGGGGUGUAUGCUAGAAGCAUAAUUUAGCCAAAAUAUAUUCCAUUUCAACUACUGUUACAAAAUUCCUUUUCCUGAAUUCCUUUUUUUCUGGAUUUGCAUAUGAAAGUGGAAUUCCUGGUAACAGA